AUGACUAAAUUCUUGGGCAAUGAUAGCAAUUGUGGCCAAAAUAUGUCGGCUUUCGUGAAAUUCUGGUUGUCUUCCAGUCUUUUGCUUUGCUCUUCAGUCCUCUUCCAACAGAAACUGAACUCAAACCGACUGUCCGGUGAUCUUAUGGCUCGGGAUUGCAGUGUAUUGAGUGUUAACUCAGUCACUCUUACCCCACAUUUUAGGAUUAAUGAUCGUAGAAGUGGACAGUUGUUAAUCAGAGCACAGAUUCCGGUGUCCGAUAAAAGAAGACAACACAAGUGCAACAGAAUAGUGACACAUGACUUGUACAGGGAUGAGGUCCACCACUCGGGACUGUUACCAUUCCCACACGAAUGGCAAUACGACUUACCCUCUCUGAAUAAAAGCGAGAAUUUGUUGAUAUAUGGCGUGAAUUCAUCGAAACAAAACAUUUAUAUAGCAAUCAAAUGGAGACCAAAAGGAGUGGACAAUCGGGUCAAAGCAUCUAUAAGUCUUAGAUUUGAUGACAACAACAGUAAUACCUAUACCUUAGAGGAGGACUCGGAGGUUGAGUAUCGGCCCAAUGAGUACAGAAUGGGUGGACUCGGACUAGAGAUCAAUACUCCGUUCAGACGCAAACGGAUUAAGUUUAGGGGAUAUCUCUCCAAAAAUGACAACCAAUUAGUUUACGUGCGCUUCCGGUUCCUAUGGUAUGCCGUCUCAAGAGUUUACGACUUCACCCACGACUUUGACGAUCACUUUAUGGCCAAAGAGAUGGCAUUAUCACCAAAAUCGGACACAAGUGACAACCGAUUUGAGGACCGAUUCGAGCAAUUCGGACAAAUAAAGGGUACUUUCGGGGAAGAGUUGACAAAUGAAAGGGAGCUAUACUUCUGGGGAUCUAUGAGCAAAAAAGUUGACUUAAGCGGAGGUAAAGGGAGUUCUUUAGCGGUUCUCAAGAGUUUGUCCGAAGAUAUAGUUAAAGAAGACUAUGAAAACCAAUUCAUUGUACCGAAUGGUGUGAUUGUCACCACUUAUGCCUAUCAGCGACUUCUUCGUGACCACAAAGAACUGUUGCAAGAGAUCCAAGAACUGGAAGAAUCCACACAAUUAUCACCGAAAGAGCUGAAGACUAAAUGCGAUGAACUAAUGAAUUCAAUAUCAGCUCAUAGUUUACCACAAGUUAUAAAACAAGAUAUAAAACAUAAAUUAAGCGAAAAUUUCAACGAUUUUGAGACAAAACAAUUUGCCGUCAGAUCUUCGGGCGCUUCGGAGGACUCGGAGGAGAUGUCAGCCGCUGGACAGAUGUCCACAUACUUAGGCGUCAGAGGUCUUGAGGAGAUCUACUCAUCGGUGAUGAUGUGUUGGUCCUCACAGUUCUCGCACAUCGCCGUCCAGUAUAAGAGAGGUUACGGACAGCCUAUCAAUAGUCCGAUGGCUGUCGUCAUACAGGAGAUGAUUGACUGCCAAUCAGCGGGCGUUAUGUUCACAUGUGAUCCCAUGACCGGCGAUGAGAGACAUCUGGAGAUUACAGCAAACUAUGGAUUAGGAGAAUCAGUGGUGUCGGCGUCUUCAGAACCAGACACAAUCAAAGUGUCCGUCAAUAUUGAGUCCAACUCUCUGUCCACACGAAGACGUGUCAAUGGGAUUGAAUCUAAAGUGAUCGGACAGAAGAAGACAUUAAUCAAGUUGUCUGAUAGCGGAGGUACUGUUGAGGAAGAGGUGGACGACCCGAGUAAUUGCUGUGUCAGUGAUGAUCAUCUGAUCCGUUUGGCCGACAUUGGACUUCGAAUUCACAAACACUACGGAAACGCCAGGGAUAUCGUAACACUUGACAGACCUCCACAUCCUUUACAAGGACUUGAACACGACUUUGUGUGCCCUUAUAAACAACUGUCCACCACUACGGGUCUUAUACCUGAAAUAUCACCGAACAGUCCGUUUGAGUUAUGGCUGGAAUUCAUAUGGAGUCCUAUGACUCAAGAACAAAGGGAUCGGACCCGAGGGGACCGGGAGUUGAAGACUCCGAGGGCUGACAUAUAUUGGCCGCAACUGCUAUCAUUGCCCAAGAAUUUAGUCAUAUAUUGUCGCGGAUUUAAUCGCAAGGAUAACACUAUGGAUGAAAGGCGUCGAUAUGUGCAGCAAUUCACGACUAAUAAGACUGAUGAUGUGAAUGACCAUGGUAAUGCAUGUGCAUAUGUGCAAGGUUGGACAAAUAGGGAUCCUAAUAUGAAAAAGUAUUGCUAUUAUGGGUUUUAUGGCACUGAUGUGGACCCGAAAAAGGUGUCCGAUUUGAUUGUCCACAAUAGGAGUCAUUCGCCGUAUAGAGACCCAAACACCCGGAUGAGAGUGCGGUUGCCUCCCGUGGAUUUCACCUGGGACUUCGUAUAUAACCGCACACUACCCUAUCCAUAUGCCUAUAAUUUAUAA
This is a messenger RNA of Oppiella nova, 2409 nucleotides long. Lineage: Eukaryota; Metazoa; Arthropoda; Arachnida; Sarcoptiformes; Oppiidae. The record is from the annotation of a GenBank genome assembly.